UUAAACCAUUUGUUUGUUUCAGGGAGGAAGCUUGUUUUUGUUUCUCUAAUUUUUUGUGGAAUUACAAAGUCAAGAUCAGCUGAGCAGUAUCAUUUAAAAGGACCUGCGGCACCUCUCUACGCUGUUGCUGGUGAAGAUGUGAUUCUGCCUUGUUACAUUAAACCCAUCACCAGUGCUGUGGACUUGAGAGUGGAGUGGUUUAGACCCGACCAGCAAAACUCAGUAGUGUAUCUAUAUGAAGCUCAUGAAAACCGAACUACAGCGCAAAGUCAGGCCUACAAGGGGAGAACAAGGCUUCUCCAUCAAGAGCUACAAAGAGGAAACUUAUCACUCAAACUAUCAACAGUCCAAGUCUCUGAUGAGGGCGUUUACAAGUGUUUUAUUCAGUCUGAAUCCUGGUAUGAUGACAUCAAGGUUAUUCUCAAAGUUCAAGUUAUAGGCACUCAUCCAAUGAUCAUUAUAGAAGAAUUUGAUCAUUCAGGAGGACUUCAUCUGCUGUGUAAAAGUGAAGGCUGGAUCCCUGAACCUGAGCUUGUGUGGUUGGACAGUGAAGGCAGCAUAAUUUCUGAUACUGUAGAGAAACACAAAGAUUCAAAGGGCUUCAAUUUGAAACACAGAAUUAUUGUACAUAACAGUGAUGCUAAGUAUCACUGCAGAGUCAAACUGAACCAUCAUAUGCUGGAGACUGAGAUCACUAUCUCAGGUAAAAUAUUUCAUGCUUGGAGGACAUCAGUCAUUUUGGUAUCAAUAAUGGUUGUGUUCAGCGUGUUUGCUGCAGUAGUAAUUGCUAUUUUUGUUUACAGAAGAAGAGUUCGAUACCAUCGGAAGAUUCAUGAAGAGAUCCUAAAGAUAAAAAAAUACGCAGUGGAUGUGACAUUGGAUCCAGACACUGCUCAUCGAUAUCUGAUCUUGUCUGAAGAUGGGAAACAAGUGCGAAGUGUAGAAAACAAACAGAAUGUCCCAGACAACCCAGAGCGGUUUAAUAAAUGUGGUAAUGUCCUGGGAAAAGAGGGAUUCUCCUCCGGAAGGUUUUAUUUUGAAGUGAUGGUGAGGGGAAAAACAGAGUGGGAUUUGGGAAUCGCCAGAGAAUCCAUUAACAGAAAGGGAAAGGUCAAGUUGAGUCCUCAGAAUGGAUACUGGACAGUACGCUUGAGAAAUGGAAACAAAUAUAGCGCCUGUGCUGGUCCCACUGUACCUCUCUCUCUGAGAGUGAAGCCACAGGAGGUGGGUGUGUUUGUGGAUUAUGAGGAGGGUCUGGUCUCCUUUUAUGAUGUAGAGUCCUGUUCUCAUAUCUACUCUUACACUGGACAGUCAUUUACUGAGAAACUCUAUCCAUUCCUCAACCCAUGUACGAAUUUGAAACACAAAUAUUCAGCCCCUUUAAGUAUUUCACCUGUCAAUUGUCAAACCAGAUUAAUUCCCUAACAAUAAAAUAUAC
This is a messenger RNA of Paramisgurnus dabryanus, 1438 nucleotides long. RefSeq names its product butyrophilin subfamily 1 member A1-like. The record is from RefSeq and is a predicted model, not a curated record. Gene Ontology annotation, biological process: regulation of cytokine production; T cell receptor signaling pathway. Lineage: Eukaryota; Metazoa; Chordata; Actinopteri; Cypriniformes; Cobitidae. Gene Ontology annotation, cellular component: external side of plasma membrane. Gene Ontology annotation, molecular function: signaling receptor binding.